AUGAACACAUUAUUAACUAACGGAAACAGGCAGUGUUCAAAAGGUGACGAAGAAGAAGAAUACCUGCCAUCGCCCCCAACUUAUGAAGCCCUCACAAUAGCCAGAGAUGCUACGACGUCUUCUGGGGUCCCCCACAGUACCUGUCCCUGGCAGCACCAGCACGACGCCCGUAGCCACGACGCCCGUGGCCACGACGUCCGUGGCCACGACGCCCGUGACCACGACGCCCGUAGCCACGACGCCCGUAGCCACGACGCCCGUGACCACGACGCCCGUGACCACGACGCCCGUGACCACGACGCCCGUGACCACGACGCCCGUGACCACGACGCCCGUAGCCACGACGCCCGUAGCCACGACGCCCGUGACCACGACGCCCGUGACCACGACGCCCGUGACCACGACGCCCGUGGCCACGACGCCCGUGACCACGACGCCCUGGGCCAGGACCCGGACUGCUGGACGUAG
Procambarus clarkii (red swamp crayfish) is the source of this 468-nucleotide messenger RNA. The record is from RefSeq and is a predicted model, not a curated record. Lineage: Eukaryota; Metazoa; Arthropoda; Malacostraca; Decapoda; Cambaridae.